This is a messenger RNA of Prunus armeniaca (apricot), 912 nucleotides long. The record is from the annotation of a GenBank genome assembly. NCBI's taxonomy places the organism in Eukaryota, Viridiplantae, Streptophyta, Magnoliopsida, Rosales, Rosaceae.
AUGGUGUAUCCGUUUGAAAGAUCUAUGAAAGUGCUAAAGGGGUAUGUUCAGAAUCGUACUCGUCCCGAAGGUUGCAUUGCUGAGCGUACAGUUGGAGUGCCUUCAAGCCAAAAGAUGGGAGUUUCAAAGCCAUUAUCAGGUUGCACAGUGAGCGUAUUUGAUCGGGACCUGUUGAACCCCAGCACAUCUAUAUGUCUUGGAGAAUACGGAGGAAGUCCUCCUUAUAUCGAGCAACAUAUGAUCCACAUCCAGACCGCUUAUCCAAAAUUUAGAAAGAGAACAAAGUGGCUGCAGGAUAAGCACAAUAGCACUUUCAUUCAAUGGCUACGCUUCAAGGUUCAAAGUGAACUUAAUGAGGAAGACAAUCAUGGCGUAUCAGAAAAUUUAAGGUGGCUAGCAGCUGGUCCAAACAUGGCAGUGCCAUUAUAUAGGAGCUAUCUCAUUAAAGGUAUUAAAUUCAACAUCAAGGCACAAGAUGAUGUGCGGACAACUCAAAAUAGUGGAGUUUAUUUACUUGCACAUACUAUGCAAGUUGCUAGUGCCAAGGAUAAAAACCCAAUUCUCUCAAAUAUGGGUUUCUAUGGUGUCAUUCAAGAAAUUUGGGACCUUGACUACCAAAAGUUUACAAUCCCAGUCUUUAGGUGUGAUUGGAUUGAUAAUACUUCUGGUCUUGUAGUGGACGAACUUGGAUUUACCCUUGUAGAUUUGAGUAAAAUUGGACAUAGGAAUGACCAAUUUGUUUUGGCUUCUCAAGUCAAACAAGUAUUUUUUGUUGACGACCCGAUGCAUCGUGGUUGGUCGGUAGUGUUAUCAAUGCCUAAUAGAGAAUAUAAUGAUGUUAUUGGUGAUGAUGUCUUAGGUGAUGUGAGAAUUGAGUGUGAGCCAUUUACUAGAGGGGAUGCCAAAUGUUGA